This is a messenger RNA of Ylistrum balloti, 3168 nucleotides long. Its product is annotated as renin receptor-like. Lineage: Eukaryota; Metazoa; Mollusca; Bivalvia; Pectinida; Pectinidae. Gene Ontology annotation, biological process: positive regulation of Wnt signaling pathway. The coding region runs from base 1 to 1083 and encodes 360 amino acids. The transcript is spliced from 8 exons. Gene Ontology annotation, molecular function: signaling receptor activity. Gene Ontology annotation, cellular component: membrane; external side of plasma membrane. The record is from RefSeq and is a predicted model, not a curated record.
AUGGCGAUUGACAGGAAACAUCCGCUAUUUCUCACUGUGAUAUUUGGACUGGUUCUAGCUGGAGUUGUCUCCCAGGAUUUGAUUGUGACACAUGCACCAAAGUAUGUACAUUUCCAGGAACAAACUGAGAAACUUCAGACCAGUGAUGUACCUAAAGUCAUCUCUCACACCCUUGGAGUUCCAGCAGAGGAGGUGUCAUGGACAGGACUGAAACAUGGGUCAUUGUUUAAGCGACCAAAAGCCAAUGUUUUAAUCUCAGUGACAGGAUACGAGGGCAUCAAAGAGAAUCCUCUCAAACUGAAGAGUAUUGCCAAGUACCCGGUCACAAAUGAUGUACCAAGCUUGGAUAUAGGAGAGUUAAUGAACAACCUACAGAACACAUUCUUUGACAAAAACCCUCUUCUCUUGGAUGCUGGAGUGGAUAAUAGCUUUUUUGACGUACACACAGACUUCGAUGUGUUCCGUAAAAUCCCAGACACAAUGCGUCGUAUGGCUGACAGGUUGACUGAUCCCGAUUCUCUUCUUCAAACUCUUACCACAGGCACACUAAACUCGUCAUCACCAUCCCAUCUCAAACUGAUGGGUGAGCUCCAGAUGAUUCAGGAUGUCUUUAACACGCUCUCGGACAAGCCAGAGAUCCUGUCAUCCAAAUCACCAGAUCUUCUCUCCUUCAACAUUGCUGGUCUUAGAGAUGUUGUCGGGAAACAUGGUGCUCAGUCAUCUGAAGCAGCGGACGCAUCUAAUCUAGUCACGGACUUCAUUCACAAGAUCACAGAUGACUUCCGUCAUCUUUACAAGGACAAUGUCAUAGUGGAGGUGUUGGUUUUGACCCCACAAGCUCAAGGUUACGUAAGGAAGGUCAGAAGUCUCAAGGCAACAGCUGAAGUGACGGGGGAUAUUCCAGACGUGAACUUGUCCAAGGAUUAUGAUGAAGACUACUCUAGUGUAUUUAACAUCAUUUUAUGGUUCAUGAUCGUCAUGGCGAUUGUUUUGUUUGCUGUCUGCUAUGGUAUGUGGAAUAUGGACCCCGGCAGGGAUAGCAUCAUUUAUAGAAUGACUACGACACGUCUAAAGAAGGAUUAGAUCUUAGUCUCUUGGCGUGUUCUGUUUAUAAGUGGACUAUGGCGGCAGAGCUCAUCAGGUUGAAGAUAGUAUCAAAAUUUCUAGAAAAAUAAACUUUUUCAAUCCUUUUUUUUCCUAGAAUUAAUUAAAUAUUCUUAAUAUAUGGAUGAUUAUUUAGAAAUGCAGCAAACACAAAUGAAAUUGUUGAAGAAUAUGAAAAUACAAAUAGCCAAGAAGGUUGUAUUUGCCUCAUUUGGUAUAAGAAGUUUAUAGCUUUUUAAGUACAGUAGAGCCAAACGCUUUGAUGAUUCAUAAAUGAAUGUUUUGAGUUUUAAAUCAUCUGAUCUUAUAAACAGAACACAUGAAUUAGGUCUAUUGAUAGAUUUAUAUAGGUAAAGUAAUUUGAGGCCAUUCUACAGAGAAAAGCUAAAAUUAGAAAAAAAAAUCCACACUUUAGAUGAAGUUACAGGGUAAUCUUACACAUAAAUUAUCUCUGAUUUAAAACUAAAAAUCUACGAAAUAUAUUUGGCUAUUGGGCUGUAAGACAGCAGGGAGACCAGAAGGUUUUAGUUUGGUGCAAACUAUCAUAGGGCCAUUUCGCUGAAGAAAAACUAAAAAUUGCUGACGUCUGAAGUUUUCAAAUUUAUGUGUGUUUUAUUAAUGAUGUAUCUAGUCUUGUCUGAUGUGGAUGUAAUUAAUAUGAUUUGAUUAAAAGUGAAUCAGUUGUUGCUAUUUAUGAAGUUAUAAGAAAAUAAUGUUAAGAUUAAAAAUCUUUGUAUAGAUAUGUGAAUAAUUCAACAUUGAAGAAUUUUAUUAAUUUCAUAGUUAUGAGAUAUAAUUGUGCUGAUAUUUGUGUGUAAAGUAUGUAAGGUGAUAUGUAAACAUAGGUGUAUUUAGUCAUUUCUGCUCAUACUAUAGAAAAUCCAUUUAGCAUAGUCCCAAGAUGUGGUCCUGUGACUUUGAAUUUUUCUUCAUUCCGAGAAAUUCUUUUGUCGAUAUUGGAAGAAAUUAUUUUAAUUCACAAGACAUGCCAAAGUCGGAAGGACUUUUUUCUUCUCACAAUGUAACAGUAUAUAUAUAUGUAUCGUAUAUAUGUAUCUAAUAAUACACAACAAUAUGAAAGUCUGUGACAAGAAAACAGCAAAAUGACUGAAUAAAAAAGUACAGUUUUAUAAUUUACCUACCAUAUGUUUUGAUUAAGCUAAGUGAAGCUGAUGAUGUGAUAAGUGUGUUAGAGUAGGAGAGGUAUCUCACCUUGGAUGUAUAUAUUAUAUAUGAAUAUCUGGGAGCUGUUAGCGUAAAAAUGGAUCAUUACAUGUUUUAUAUUGUGUAGAAUAACACAUUCCGUUUAGGUCUGUAACUAUUACAAUUAUAUAUAUAUUACUGUUUUUGUCCUUGUCUAUGUGUGUGAUUCAACUGUUGUACACUGUUAUGGGUGAUCAAUUCCCAAAAUUGAGAAGACUUCUGUACUAAAUGUGUCUGCACAAUUUUGCAACUUAACCCCAAACCUCACUUUCCCUUUGAUUAUAUCAAUUUCAUGAAUGUUAUUCCAGUGAAAAUACAUCACAUUCAAAUUUUAAUACUAUCCAAGUUAAAUAUUCAAACGUGACCUAUAAAUUGAACUUAUGUAAAUCAAAAUAUAUGUUCCGAUAAAUUUUCAAUAUCUUAUGGAACUUGAUGAUGUAUUGUGAACAGAAAGUGAUGACAGCUACUCUGAUACAAUGUUAGAUUUAACAAGACUAUGUUGUCUUGUAUAUUUCUUUUAAUAUGAAGCAUUUUUUUACCUUUUUUUUGCAGUUAUUUUGUUCAAUAUUUUUAUUGAAUUCCAAUUUGCUGCAGUCCAGUCAUUACAAGUUAUAAGGUUAAAUUGUUUUGAGUGGAAAAGUAAUUAAGCUGGGUGUGUGGCGAGAUUGAAACCAAAUUAUCAUUAUACAUGUGAUGCUUAUACAACAUACAAAUGUAGAUCAACAUUAUUGUCACUUAGUAACCAAGAACAAAAAAUAUGUUUAUAUAAUAUUGUCUCAUUUUCAUAUCAGGAUACCUUAAAUUGCACUUUCUAUAUGUUGGUGGGUAGAUUUAUCAGAUAAAUAAAUCAGGUAUACAAAG